Molecule: messenger RNA, 1457 nt
Organism: Drosophila eugracilis
Lineage: Eukaryota; Metazoa; Arthropoda; Insecta; Diptera; Drosophilidae
Exons: 7
Coding region: 162-1256 (364 amino acids)
Source: RefSeq, a predicted model, not a curated record
CAGACCGACAGUCGAUUCCACGAAAGUGGCCAAAGUGGUGGUAACAGCCCAUCCCAAAGUGGCUUUAAGUGAUAUAAAUAUAUAUUUCGAAGAUACCGCCAAAUAUUGGAUAUACAGAUAGUGCCCUAACUUAACCCUUUUGCUAGCUGUAAUCGGGAGCCAUGAGGAUCCAGCGGCAUUUUGUGUUGGGCCUGCUCGGUGUGCUCUGCUUGGCCAUCGGAGGCAGUCAAUCCAAGGCUGUGGUGGAUCAACAACCUGCCGCUUCCCAGGUGGACAGCAAAAGCGUAGCCCAGCAGCGAAUCGAUUUGGGUUUGGGUCUGGGCGAUGCCCUCAUCCAUGAUCAUCAUCACGAGCACAUUGUCGAACAUCAUGAACAUCAUCAUGAACACCAUGACCCUGGGUACUGGAAGAAGAAGGUUACCUGGAAGGAGGGAUGGAAGAAGAUCUGGAAUCCUGCUAAGAAACAAAUAUGGAAUCCUUCGUGGAAGAAGAUCUGGAAGCCCCAUUGGGUUAAAGUACCUGGCUGGAAGGAGAUUCAAGUUCCCGCCUGGAAACAAAUUUGGGUUCCUCACUGGAAAGAGAUCUUAGUGCCUGCAUGGAAGGACAUUCAAGUUCCCGAUUACAAGCAGAUUUGGACACCAGAAUUAGUCAAGGUUGGCAUUCCCGGCGAGAAAUAUCUGGGCAAGGAUCACGAAGGAUGGGAGUAUACUAGCCAUGAUUUGUGGAAGAAGAAAGUGGUCUGGAAGUCGCACUGGAAGAAGAUCUGGAAGCCAGCCAAGAAGCAAAUCUGGGUGCCAGAGAAGAAACUGGAAUGGAAGGAGGGAUGGAAGCAGUACUGGAAGCCAGCUAAGAAGGAAAUCUGGACCGAUAAAUUGGAAUGGAAGGAAGCAUGGAAGCAGAUUUGGGUGCCUGGCUGGAAGGAGAUCUGGGUUCCCGGAUGGAAAAAGAUCUGGAAGCCAGUGGUUAUUUCCGAGUGGUUCCCCUCACCCGAUCACCACGAUCAUCACCAUCAUGAGCACAGCUUUGAUUGGGAUCGCAAGGACACCGGUGUCACGGCCUCCAAGACGGCCGAUGGCAAAGAUAAAGUAGUUUGGAAACGAGAUGACACCAAUGCCGCCGGCAAGCCAACGUUGCUGCAGCCAGUGGCCAGUGCUGAUUUUCAGGCCAAGUCCCUGGAGGCAGCCAAAUCACCCGUAGCUGCACCCGCUGCCGCGGUGGCAGCCACCUCGCAGUCAUUCAAGUUUCCCGGCGCGUAGGAGGCCAUUGCAUCACCGUACAAAUAAACGGUUGCAUCACAAAAACGCCCGGUUCCAAGCUCCUUGUAAAUAGUCGUAAACCAGUCGCUAGCUCAUAAGGCCAUCCAUCAACUUCCAUUUGCCUUGGCGCCACUUUAAAUUAUCUCUAGACUUUAAUUACCACUGAAUACAAAAUAAUAAAAUAAAUAACUAAAAUAUAAA